CAGCACCAUGAAUGCCUUCCGCAUCCUGGGGGAUGUCUCCCACUUGCUGGCCAUCAUCAUCCUACCUUUUUACAAGUCCAAGUCCUGUGCCGGUAUCUCUGGGAAGAGUCAGAUUCUUUUCGCCCUUGUCUUCACAACCCGCUAUCUGGACCUGUUCACCACCUUCAUCUCUGUCUAUAACACUGUGAUGAAGGUAAUUUUUUUGAUAUGUGCUUACAUCACCGUGUAUAUGAUCUACAUGAAAUUCCAGAAGACAUUCGACAGUGAGAACGACUCCUUUCGCCUUGAGUUCCUGCUGGUCCCUGUCACAGGCCUGUCAUUUCUGGAGAACUACAGCUUCACCCCCUUGGAGAUACUCUGGACCUUCUCCAUCUACCUGGAGUCCGUGGCUAUCCUUCCUCAGCUCUUCAUGAUCAGCAAGACAGGGGAAGCAGAAACCAUCACAACGCAUUACCUUUUCUUCCUGGGCCUCUACCGCGCUCUCUACAUUGCCAACUGGGUCUGGCGCUACUACACGGAGAAUUUCUAUGACCAGAUAGCUGUAGUUUCCGGGGUGGUACAAACAAUCUUCUACUGUGAUUUCUUCUAUCUCUACGUUACCAAAGGUAGGUAA
Messenger RNA from Pterocles gutturalis (yellow-throated sandgrouse), 613 nucleotides. It is a transcript of the gene KDELR3, whose product is annotated as KDEL (Lys-Asp-Glu-Leu) endoplasmic reticulum protein retention receptor 3. Gene Ontology annotation, molecular function: ER lumen protein retrieval receptor activity. Gene Ontology annotation, cellular component: endoplasmic reticulum; membrane; cis-Golgi network. Gene Ontology annotation, biological process: endoplasmic reticulum to Golgi vesicle-mediated transport; protein retention in ER lumen. The record is from RefSeq and is a predicted model, not a curated record. NCBI's taxonomy places the organism in Eukaryota, Metazoa, Chordata, Aves, Pterocliformes, Pteroclidae.